UGUUACAAGCACAACUACACGCAACAACAAAUCGAUCCUAUAGCAAUACACUACUAAAUCAACAUUUGAACAUGAACAUUUUUUUCACGUUUCUUUUAGUCGUUACCUUAACAUGUUUCUACAUUCCAGAGUUGAAGCCUCGUCCUGCAAUCAUAACCGCAUGUUGCAUGGCCAUGACGCUAGUGUACCACUUCCUAAGGAGCAGACCCAACAAAGUUUACUUGGUGGACUUUGCGUGCUUCAAACCAAGCAUGGCGUGCCUUUGCUCCAAGGACACGUUGCUGGACCGAGCCAAGCGUGUGGGGUUUCUCACAGAUGAGAACUUCAAACUCGUGACCAAGAUUCUAGAUAGGUCUGGUUUGGGACCGUGGACUUAUGUCCCUGAGGGAUUGUUGGAGAUCCCACCGAAGUUAACGUUAGAUGAGGCGAGGAAGGAAACGGACACGGUGCUUUUUGGGGCUGUGGAUGAGCUUUUGGAGAAAACUGGUGUUGAAGCCAAGGACAUAGGGAUUCUUGUGGUCAACUGUUGCUUGUUCAACCCCACUCCGUCGCUCUCUGACACCAUUGUGAACCGCUACAAGCUUAGAGGGAACAUUUUGGCCUAUAAUCUAAGUGGCAUGGGGUGCAGUGCUGGUGUUCUUGCUGUCGACUUUGCCAAACAGCUCCUACAGGCACACCCGAACUCAUACGCUUUGGUGCUGAGCACAGAGAACGAAAUCUCAAGUAUGUACUGGGGCAACCAACCUUCAAUGCUGCUCGUGAACUGCCUCUUCCGCAUGGGUGGCUCCGCCGCGCUCUUGUCGAGCCACCCCUCCGACCGCAACCGCUCCAAGUACGAGCUUGUCCACACGCUGCGCACCCACGUGGGCGCCGACGACAACAGCUACAAGUGCGUUUUCCAGGAAGAAGACGACGAGUGCAAAGUCGGCGUUUCGCUCUCAAAGGAGCUCAUGAACGUCGCCAGGGACGCCCUCAAGGUCCACAUCACCUCCCUCGGCCCCGUUGUCCUCCCCAUCUCGGAGAAACUCAAGUUCUUGGUCAACCUUAUUGAGAGGAAGGUUCUCAAGACCAAGUUUGAGUCUUAUGUGCCAAACUUCAAGCUCGCUUUCAACCACUUCUGCAUCCACACGGGAGGACGGGCUGUGUUGGACCGGAUGCAGAAGAGUCUCGAGCUUGAAGAUUGGCACAUGGAGCCUUCCAGGAUGACGUUGUACCGAUUUGGUAACACGUCAUCCAGUUCCGUGUGGUAUGAGUUGGCUUAUUGUGAAGCCAAAGGGAGGGUGAGAAAGGGUGAUAGGGUUUGGCAAAUGGCCUUUGGGUCUGGGUUCAAGUGUAACACCGCUGUGUGGGUUGCGUUGACUAACGUUGAACCUGAGUCCAACAAAAGUCCGUGGAGGGAUGAGAUACGCAAUUUUCCUGUUAAGAUUGAUCCACUCCCUGUCAAGAGUAACAAAUGAUCCAAUUGGGAGAAUUUAUGGUUUUGGAUUUGGAUUCUACGUUAUUGUUUUUAAAUUUGGUUACUUAUUAUGUGUGUUAUGACGUUAAGGGAAGAAUUAUAUAUGUACCAUGUUUCUAUAGCUUUAAUAGAUUAUGUAUUAAGUUACAAUAUUU
This is a messenger RNA of Cajanus cajan (pigeon pea), 1611 nucleotides long. Its product is annotated as 3-ketoacyl-CoA synthase 20. The record is from RefSeq and is a predicted model, not a curated record. Gene Ontology annotation, molecular function: acyltransferase activity, transferring groups other than amino-acyl groups. NCBI's taxonomy places the organism in Eukaryota, Viridiplantae, Streptophyta, Magnoliopsida, Fabales, Fabaceae. Gene Ontology annotation, biological process: fatty acid biosynthetic process. Gene Ontology annotation, cellular component: membrane.